Molecule: messenger RNA, 10085 nt
Organism: Nomia melanderi (Alkali bee)
Lineage: Eukaryota; Metazoa; Arthropoda; Insecta; Hymenoptera; Halictidae
Molecular function (GO): calcium ion binding
Source: RefSeq, a predicted model, not a curated record
CAAGAGUGAAAGACAGAGUAAGACCGAGAUUCAAACUCCAAAUCUAACGAGGGGACUCUCAGAGCCACGCGAGUGGCCGUACGAUACGGCACGGGUGUUUGAUAACUGUCGACAAUAGUGCACCGUGCGCCAUGUGUACUUCGACAAGUGUAACCUUUUCGUGUCUUUGUGUUAUAUUACUUUUCUCCGGAUUUAAUCUACCGUUCGGAAGCUGCCAAAACGCGGAACCGUUUGGCACUAAAAACGUCGCCAGAAAAAUUAGUGCUCUGAGGGACGAACUGCAGGCUGACGAUGCAGAUCAGUCGUACGCCUGGGAUGCGUCUCUCGGGGGUAAAAAAACGCUCGAUGAGAACGUUGGCUCUUUCUCGUCCCGGAACGCGGCGGAGGUGCCAGAGACGGAAGCGGAAACAGCGCCUCGAGCUGACGAAAAUAGGGACAAAGUUCUAGUCCCGCCGGAAGAUACUUCGACCAACUCAUCCCUUCGGUCAGGUUUGAAUGUCACGACCACACCGAUCGCCAGACGAAGGAGCAAUGGCGGUGACAGGGCACGGAAGAAACGUCGUCGCGGUAAAGAGUCGAAAUAUUCGGACGUAGGUCGGCAGCGUAACGCCACAAGCGAGAUCCGUGAGAACGAAGUCAGAGGGAAAAGGGAGGGUCAAUUGAAAAAAUCGAAAGAUUCCCGGGCAAGAUGGUACCGCGCCGAACGACGACGACGGAGGAAGAAUCGAGAGCGGAAACGAGGACGGAAGAGAACUAGACAGAACACGGAAAAGGCUGACGGCCGAAGGAACUCGAAGUUUAAAAGACGAAUGAACGAUGCGCCGGCCGCAUUGGUUCUUCGGAAGUUGUUUGACAGCCACGUGGUCGAAGAUUCUGUUCCCAGUUCGUCCAAUGUUACUUGGAAGGGUGACCAAGUGCUUCCAAGUAAUUCUACUUCGAAUACUUCGUACAUCACGUCGCCAUUCAAUCUUCAAGAUCAGUUAACUACUGAAAUCAAUAGACGAUCGUCGCAGACCACUAAACGUUACAGAAAUUAUGAAGACACGGUUGAAAGGGAAUUUUCAAAGCAGCUCGAGAAGGAGAUCUUACGGACGCAAAUGGAAGAUCCAGCAAGCUUGGAGAACCGUAUUCUAGGUAGUUCGUUGUCAAGACCGUCUCAUAAAAACACUGAACAGAGAAGAGAGAAAUGGAAAAGCAGAAUAGACAACAAGUUCGGUAGUUCAAGAUAUGACGCAGAGAAGAUGCUAGGUUAUUCAAGGACGAAGGAGGACCUACCGAUCUUGGAUAUGGAGAACGAAGUUCUGGCGAGGACACUGAAGGAUUACAACGCUUACAUGACGUCGAGUCUGAAACUGUCGAUGUUACCGUGUUGUGAUAACGUCGAACGACAUAAAACUCAGCAGGAAUCUCAUUAUCAUGGCAAACCCAUAAUUGACGGUACCGAAUUCGAAAGGUUAGCAGGAAAGAAGACCGAAGGAACGUCAACCACCACUAUAUCCUACGACGAAAAUACCAAGGGGGAUUUAUCAUGCAUAAACGGGACCUUCGUGCCUGCUCCACUGGCACGGCAUGCGCUGAUCAAAUAUGUAAAAUCAUCAGUACCUGGCCACGAAUACCUAGAAGCUGAUUACGAGUGUGCGCCAGGUUACAUCAUUGUGGGCAAUUCAAGUAGGUUGCUUUGCAAAAAUCGUCAAUGGAUAGGGCAAUCGCCGAGGUGCAAGAUCAAGCAGAUUCCAGAAGGAGUGUGUAUCGAUGCUUCGUGUGAUCAAAUUUGCAAGCAAAUCGAUGGCAAACCAGUUUGCUCCUGUUACAAAGGUUUUCGUCUGGAAGACAACAAAUGUGUUGAUGUGAACGAAUGCCACCAUGACAAUGGAGGUUGCGAGCAUAAGUGCGUGAACACGCUGGGAUCCUUUCAUUGUGAGUGUCCGAAAGGAAUGAAACUAGACGAAGACAGAUUCUUGUGCAGGGACAUUAACGAGUGUCUGUUGAACAACGGACAUGGGCCUUGCCAGGAUACGUGCCGGAAUACCAUAGGGAGCUAUCAAUGUUCCUGCGAUGGUUUACAAGACUCGGUCCUGUCGGCCGAUAACCACACGUGUCAGGAUGCAGGUCCGUGCAGCGUGAACAACGCCGGAUGCUCACACACCUGUCUCUCCACGAUGGGCCGGGUGUUUUGUCUCUGUCCUGACGGUUUUAUCCUGGAGGACGAUUGGAAGACUUGCCAAGAUGUGGACGAGUGUGUUCAACCAGAUUUGCAAACGGAAAUGUGUCGUUAUGGUUGCAUCAACACGCCGGGAUCUUAUCGAUGCGCCGAGCCAAUGGAGCUGAAAGAUCAACCGAUACUGGACAGUUUGUCGAUCACCUGUCUGCCGGGUUACGAGGCGACCCCUGAUGGAACUUGUAUCGAUAUCAACGAGUGCACGGUAGACAACGGGGGUUGCACGGAGGUCUGCGAGAACACGGACGGUAGCUUCUUUUGCGCCUGCGACGGUGACGAAAAAGCCUUGUCAUCCGAUGGGAAGUCCUGCGUGGAUGUAAAUAACGUGUCCUGCCCGCUCCUAAAUCCGGAGGGUCGAGGGUAUUUAAUGUGUUCUCGUUCGGCAACACCUAAGUCGUGGAGGGGUAGGCGAAGUGCAAUCAACCGUCCGGGUACCAAGUGUUUCUUGAAGUGUCCCUAUGGGUUUCGCCUUCACGGAGAAUACGAAUUAACUUGUCGGUCAAACGGCACAUGGGACGGGCAGAAACACGGAGAAUGUGUCAGGUACAGUAAGCCUCGGUUAGAAUGUCCGAAAGAUGUGAUCGCGGAGUUACCACCGGGCAGGGACGAAGCCUUUGUGACGUUUGAUCAACCGUCAACGGAUCUUGAUUGGUUCCGGUACGUCAGAUCGAAGCCGUCAUGGGGAACAAGGUUAGAAGCAAACCUGCCAUCCGGGACCCACGAGAUCAUUUUCUUCGCCCGACACCCGGUAUCGAAGAAGCAGGCAAGCUGCGUGCUUCGCAUUAUCGUCAAAGGUGGUGAGGCUCCAAAAGUUAAGGACUGCCCGAACGACAUAGAAGUUACGGGGAAAAAUGGGUCAACGAUAACGUGGAGCGAGCCAAUAUUCACGGAUAAUGUGAAGGUGACCCGUAUUAGAAGUAACGAGAAUCCAGGACGUCGUUUCAACGUCGGUGGUCAUAGAAUAGAAUACGAGGCCAGCGACGACGCUGGCUGGUCGAGCAAGUGCGUGUUUACCGUGGUCCUUCGCCAGGAGUAAAUCCCGGCAAGUCUGAUCAACUGAGAUCGAGUAGAAGAAUGAAACGCCGAAGAGAAGAAAAUCCAGGUAAAUGGGUAGGGUAAGGGCAAAGGUAGCGAGAUGGAAGGAUAACGAUAAGGUAAUAUAAAUGGAAAUGCUCCGGAGUCGUGUACAGCCACACUUCACCGCGCGCAAUAGAUUCUACUUUAUCCGGAAGGUUAACCCCUUUUCCUAUAAUAUCGAGUCAGACUCGUGAUGAAAAUUUUCAACCGAACUCAACAAAUCCAACGGUUAUUUAUUUAUUUGUCAUAUAAAUGAAAUAUUACUUGUCUAUUGUCGAUCUUUAACCUUUAGAGCAGGCCUGUCCCACGGUUGCUUACGGGCUGAACUUUGGACAAAGCCAAGAGCAUACGUUCCCGAAACGAGGGAAAUACACUUGUGUGAGUGUCCACGCGGUAGGGCCUUAACCAGUUAACUGCGUUCGACGAGUACAUGGGUCAUCUUAAAACUUGAAAUGAUACCAAUUUUUUCAACGACGAAUGCUUAAUUUUUUCCGAUGAACAUGUAAUUCUCCUUUCUUUUGCUUUGGUUUUUUUUAUUAAAAUAUACCCUAGACGCAUUCGUUCUGCGUUUGACGAGUAUACACUUCAUUUUUUCAUUUUGUUUUUAGGAUUUUUAAAAAUUUUCUAAAUUUUUAGUUGUUUUAAAUUAAAUUCCACAGUUAACAGGUUAAGACAGGCGAUCGUUACUACAUAUACACCAAGGGUGCCAAAUCGGUGCGCACGGACACUCUAGUGACAUACUCUUUACGAAAAGUUACCCCAAUACCUACAUUUACCUGUUUGUAAUUUGCUAUUCGCUAAUACAGUUACACGUGACCAAUUAAAACCAUAAACAAAAUCCCUGGCGAGAGAUUUCAUCUUGCGCCUGUGUCAUCCUGUGUCUUUACUCAUGAACAACGCUUACAAAGUAGUAAAUACACAAAACAGCCAUCUUUGCCUGCGGCGGCGUUAUGGGCUGCCCGUACGUGCAAGUGGACGGAUAAGCCUGUUUUAUGGUCCCCAUACAACCUACAAGUGAUGAGUUUGAAUCAUCCAAAGUUUCAUGAUACAUGUUGCUCUUAAACAAAAAGUGAAAAAGUCUCAAACCCGUCGCUUGUUGCGAUGCUUGCAUCGUCGCAUAUUUCAGCGUGUAUGGGGCCCUUUGGAGUAACCGUGGACAUAAAAUAAGCAUACAAAAAUUUGUUGUCUUCCAACUAAAUUAUUAUGGAUAAAAUUAGUUCUAUCAAGCACAGUCGCGAAAGAAAUCACAGGACAGGGGGUUAAACACGGACAAGACACAGAUAUCUUUCCAUGAUAUUAUACAUACGUGUGUGUAUGUUCAUAGAUAUAAAUAUCGCAUUUUAGUUACGGACGAGGUACGCAGAAAUCGCCAUCUUCCAAAAUGUAAAGACGCGUCCCUUAUUUUCCAAAGGGUCGAAUAUGAUGAAUCAAUUUGAAAUUAAUUUUAUUUGUUGAAUGGCUAGAACGAUAAUACAUUUACAUAAUCCAUUAUGUUCCGAUUGUCAUUCUUAUUUCUUAUUGUUGUAUUUAUUUUUGAUACUGAAACUGUUUUUAAAUUACACACGCAUUGGAUAUGAAGUAUUUUUUACCAUCAUUAAGGUAUAAAUACAUAUUUUCAGUUUUUAAAUUAAUUUAUGUAUUUAAAGUAUCUAUGUAGAUAUCCUUGAGUCAUAUCAGAACUUGAAUGAAAACGACAUUUUACGAGAACUUUAGGAUAUACCGGUUUAACCCUUUUGUCCCAAAUGAUACACAUAGGUACCACGAACAAUUGAAAUUGCAAAGUUAGAAAACGCCUUAAAGAUAAAGGAUAAUUGUACCACGCGGGGUUCUCUAUUUGUGGCUGAUAGUUUAAGUGAUAAUUAUUAUUAUUAUUAGGGCUUGUCUCAUUUCUUUGAUUGAAAAGCUUCAAUCUCACUUAACAGCAGCUAUUCUUGGCUCUCUCUUAGAAGAAAAAAUAUAUAUUCAGGGACAAAAGGGUUAAAUAGAAUUUGUGUUGAACCGUUUAGAAUAUUUAAGAAUCUUCGGUGUUUUCUCUUUUUUGAGGAUUUGGAACGUAUUAAUUAUUACUGGCAAUGAUAUUUUUUAAAGUGGAAAAUAUCUACCGAUUUAUGUAUCAAGUGUAAUUAUUUGUAAUAUAUGUAUCUAUUAUUAUAUGCUUCCUAUUUUUCGUUAAGUGAGCGGAUUGUAACAAACUAAUAGUAACUUUAAAGAAUUGCCUAACAAAGAGAAUUUAACGUUCUUUAACGCUAGAUUUACUAAACGAGUCAAAUUGACUCACUCGAGUUUCUUGUGUCACCAUUAUUAAAUAAAUUGUUUUAUUUAUAUAAUUACUACAAUAAAAGUUAUUUGAAAUCUUAGUAACUGUAUUCUUGUGAUUUCUAUGUACAAUACAAGUUAGUCACUGUUGACUGCCUUGUACACUGCGAAAAUGACAAAUUAGCUAGGUACAGGAAUACGAGACUGAUUAGUAUAUUAUGGACUAAUCAUUGGUUAAAGUCUAAUAGAUUCAUCUUCUUUCAGACGUAUUUUCGAUGUUUCGUAAAGGUUACGACGACGUCAAAGGUGGUGUGCAAUUCUGCUAGACAGUUUGUCAUCUCCGCAAUAUAUUUCCGGCGUUAAUUGUACAACCCAAAUUCAUUUCGGUUAUUUAACCCCUUCAAGCCUGAAUUUUCUUUAAUUCAACUGAAAAUAUUGUAUUAUCAUUUUUGUUUAAUAACAAUAUUUCAUUAUCAUAUUUUGAAAAUAUUUUUUUAUCAGAUUUUUGUUAUGCUCUCCUUGUAGCAUACCAAGUGUGAAGGGGUUAAAUGAAAAUAUAACUAAAAAAGAUAUGUGUACAUUAAAAUUAAAUUAAUCCUAGAUCACUAAACUAUAUUCCUUUGAGUAACAUUUUUUAAUAUCAUAUCAACGGAAGGAAGAGUAACUUUGCGAUUUCUUUUUAAAUAAAUAAUACAGAAAAUAUAAAUAAAUCAGAUUACAUAAUAAUAUAAUAAAUUAAACCGCAUAAAUAAUAGAUAAGAUUUUUAUUUCGAUGAAAAACUAAUAAUAUAGGGUUUAAGUUGAAACGAAAUAGGUAUUUGAAGAAUGUUUAAAAACGUAAAGAUGGCGAUAUUCAUGUUGUUCCGUUGUUUGCGACAAAAUGCAGUUUCUGCGACAAGAAUGCGACAAACGCAUUACCUAUCGUCAACAACACAUACGCACAUAAUGUAUCCUACACGAGUCCCAGAGAUUCUGCAGUUUUCACUUCGCCUUUCUUUCCGAUAUAGGGGACACGUGGUAUACCUUACUUGUGAAGGGAAUACAUCAAGUUGGGGAACCUUUCAACCAGCACACGCCGAUUUUGUUAAAACUUAUGCGAGACAUAUUUCUCAAGAAAAUAUUUGACACAUAUUUUUUCUUAUCGGCCAACAUCCACUUUGAAGGGAUGAAAACACCCCUCAAAGUUGUGGGUUGAAAGUAUAUUUUUUACAAUAUCUGUAAAAGUAGGGUGUGUAGAAUGGAAAUUUUUUUUUAAUACUAAAACUACCAGACGAGUCAAAUUGACUCAUUUCUAAAUUCUUCUUUCCCAAUUACUGACAAUAUAAUAGAUGCUUCUUUGAGAAAUUAUUAAAGAAAUUGAUUUAGUAAUAUGCAACUAAAUCAUGAGUCAUUUUAAGUUUCAGUGGCUGCACUCUUAGAGUUCCUAUAGGAAAACUUGAAAAAGACAAUUUGACUGCUCGGUAGUUUUACUGUUAAAUUAGUAUGAACUAUGUUUCACAUAAGUUACAUCAAAAUCGGUUGUGUGCUGGUUGGAAAAGUUCCCUUGUCGGAUUCAACACUGAUUCGAGACAAACAUAGAUCUAUCAAACGAAAAGUUUUAACGGUCUAAACCGAUCUAUGUGUUCAUGUUGCCAAAGACGAGAGAUGAAGAAGAUUAUCAAUACCGGUUCGAACGCUGAACAAUACAUCACUUACGUAGAACUUCUGACUUUCUUCAGCAAUCAGCUCGUUAAUUGAAAGCAGAAGAAUAAACGAUUGUAUAAAUAUUUUAAUUGUAACUUCCUUGACGGAUUUUUAACUUUCAAGGUAUUGUACGAAGAGACAAUUAUUAAACGUAAAUUGUAUUAAAUGAAUUAUGUAGGUAAAAUAAAGUUCUUAUGUAAAACAAAAAGACUCGCAGUCUAGUUAUAAUUUUCAAAUAAAGACCACUAUGUCAUGUGUAUGUUUCAGUCAGAUUUUUAACCCCUUGUUCCACGAUUUAUUUCUCAACAAUGAUUGAUACAACUACAUUGUUAUUAAUAAUUUAUUGAAAAAAAGAGAAAAAUUCUAGGCAUGUUAUAUGUCUACGUAUGAGGUCGAAAUCGCGGAACGAAAGAAACCGAAGGUGUGGAGGCCAGGACAGAAAUUGAACGUACUCAAAAUUAAAAUAAAUCAAUAACACGUAGAAGAAGAAAGAAACACAUAGUGACGAAGUACAUAGAUUAUUUGUGAAAUAGUUGAAAAGAAGAACCUCUAAUGAAAGAGAUACAAUAUUAUAUAUAAUAAUACAUAAAGAUUACAUCCUCUUCCUUACGCGACAUUUUUUAAACUGACAAUAUUUUCGCCACUAAUAUGCUAUUUACCAUUACGAUCGUUAAUUUAAUACGGUACUAUUAAACCUUUACGGUUUUAAUCCUAAACCCUUGGCACCCCAAAGUUUUUCGAAGAAAAAUAUACAUAAAUUAAAGAACAAAGCUACUUUAUUUCAAUAUUUCAUAUGUUGAUGCAUCAUACAAAAGUUAAUAUUAUACAUAAGACUUUAUAAUUUUGCUAUAUUAAAUCAAGUGGUGACUGAUAGUCAUUUCUUGAGUGCAAAGGGUUAAAAGAUAAACCUAACAACGAAAUGGGCCUCAAGCAUCUCAUCUAUGUAAAUGACAGGCAAAACUGACCGAAGAGAUGUUACUUAGAUCUCAAAUACUUCUUCCAGGUAUUAUUUGUAAAUAAAACAAACUAGAUCAUUGGAAAGGUGUAUUUGCAUGUUAGUACCUAGAUUAUUUUUAUUGAUUAAUUUCUAGUGAAUCGUGAAGAAGGUUUGACUCACAAUGGAGUUCACGUGGUUGUGACGGUGCAUCGAUCGGUACUCGAAAUUUUGGUCCAGGCGAUGUUCGAGGGGUUAACGAGACUGCUCGCGAUUAAUUUCGAAAUUGAAUGGUUCACCGGGUUCGCUCUGCACGCGUUCCAGCUGUCAACCGGGACAACGAUAGUUUUAAUCCUGCCCGCGAUCGUGUAAAGGGGUGGGUCCGGUGUUCGGGAUCGAAACCGAAUGGAUUUAUGGAAAUUACAAAGUCCACAAGAACAUCAAAGCGUACCUGAGCGAGCGAGUGUAUCUAUUUUGCGCUUCAACGAACAGGCUACAAUUAACUACUUGCCUUAUAGCGUCGAGUCGGACACGUGGCGAAGAAUUUUAAUUGAAUUUGAUCAAUGGCAGGAUUUUACAGUUCGAAUCAAAUGAAUUACACUUCCAACGGUUUUCAACAUUUUUCACGGUAAUCGCGGAAGCAGACGGCCAAAACGUAAUUUAAUAAUAACUUUUAUUAGCUACUAAGGUAUGUACAGAUAUAUUAAGUAAAUAAAUAUUAAAAGCUUGUAUUUACUCCUUUUGCUUGUGUUAUGGCAUUCACCACUUUACGGCAUACUGCGUAUGCAUUUGGUAAUCAUAUCUUUAAUUUUGGGAUGAUUUUGUUGAAUUUUGACAAUUUUUGUUGUUAAACCUGUUACUAUAGUUGUAGGUGAUGCGUAUGCAAGAGAAAAUAAAUUCUGAAUGCCGGAACAUUAUUUAUAAUAAUAUGGAUAUUAUUACCAUGGAAAUAUGUAAUAUGUAUGUACAUCCUCAAGUAGUUAAUAAAAAUGCAUAUGCUAUUAUGCGUCUAUGAAUAUUGAAAUUUUACAGUGAAUCUAGUAAUAAGCAUAUAAUGUAACGGUAUCUAACACUUAUGGAACACUUGAUUUGAAAAGCUUGCCAAAACGAAUGAUAUGCAUUUUUUUCAACGAAACCUUCAUCAAAACACGAAGAAAUUAAUAAAUGUUCAUACACUGAUUCAUAAUGAUGGAAUUUAAAUGCCUUCAAACUAGGGUAAAAAAUGUAAAUAAAGUCAAAAACAGCAAUUUGAAAAAAUGGCUCUUAAUAUGGAACAUUUAGGUAAUUUGUAAAUCAAACUCAUUUUUAUCACAAGAAAAUCAAUUUGGUCUAAAAUAUUCCAAUGCUUUGAACAUUUAUGCAAAACGCGCGCACACACUCGUCGCGUCAUUCAUCUAUUGCACGCACGUCCAUUACUCAUCAAUAUAUCCAUUCUCACACUCGAAUACAUCCAUUCUCGCAUAUAUAAUAUUACUAAAGAAAAACAAACAUGUUCAAUGAUAAAUCGUGUAAAUAUAAAAUUUUUUGGUGUACCUAUAUUAAGAAAUUUGACUAGUUGACUCGUGUUUCAGAAAAUUUAACGUACCAUCAAACGCAAUAAUGCUUCGCAUUCAAUGACAGGUUCUUAAUUGAUGUUAUAUAUUAAUAUGAUUGUUUUAUAUUAUUAAAGAAGUCUUUCCCAUGGUAACUGACACAUCAAGCUACUUAUUUCCGAAAUAUUGUGGUGUUCCAUAUUAGGCGUCGUUGGCUUACGUAGUGUGCCUCUUUAAUCUACAAAUGCAAUUAUUUUCUGAAAUAUUCGUCAUUUAAAUAAUCUCAAAUGCAGUUUCUUCGGUGUCAUCUCUUUGAAAUACAACAUAGAGUCAGACUCAUGAGGAAUUUUUGAAACGGAAAUUACAAGAAUUAAACAUCACUCAA